UAUCUGCGUACUGCGUCGCAAGUGUCCCACGGAAGUUUCCGUAGUCAAGAGGCGGCUGAUUGAAAACAUUUUACAUUUUUCUCACGAUGCAAGAACUAAAUACAGUUACUGUUUGAAAAGAAGCCUUCUGAAACAACGCGGGGACCCAGUGCAGAAGGGGUGGUGAGUGAAUGGAGCUGUGGAGCCUGUUCUCCUGGCUGAAGCAGCAGUUCCUGUCCAGUGAGGAGCAUGACUCCUGGGGCAGGAGCUCGUCCUUCACGACCUGGAACAUCUACUCUCAGUUCUUCCUGGGCGCCUCCCUCCUGUCUCUGAGCAUGCUCGUGGUGCUGGCAGCGUGCCGGCAUCAGCCUUACCAGCAGGAGGCGAUAGGCAGGGGGAGGGGCAGGAGAGUGGUGCCCCCCCUCUGCCCCACACCCUGCCUGUCGCUGUACCCGUGGCUGCAGCUUGUACGAGACAUGGUGCUUGUGUGUGUGUUGGUGUCUGUCCCCUGGGAAUGGAUCCGUCUCUACCAGAUUGAAGUGGCUAAGAAGAUGGCUGUGCUGUCUGAGGGGUUCCCUUUCCACUGCAGACCCCAGGACCUGUCCUACUGGCAGUCCCUGAAGGCCUGGUUCACGGUGCACUUCACGUGGAGCGGAGAGGCAUGCGAGAGGUACCAGCGGGCACUGAUGGUGGAGCCCUUCUGGGAGGUCACGCCAUUGAUGGCCGUGACGUCAGCAGCGAGCCGCGUCGUGGUCCAGCCGCUGGAGCUGGUGGCCCAGGGGUUUGGGCGCAGUCUUCGCUUGAUCAUGCAGGAGAUCCCUUCGCUCUGGCAGCCCUUCUUCUUCCCCAUCCUGCUCCUCUGCUUCCUCUGUGGGCUGCUGAGUUACAUCUUCCGCCAGGGAGCAGGAGGGUGCACGCAGACCCCCGAGCCAAGCCCACGCAAAGCCCUCCGCUGGAGGUGACGCAUGCAAACACUACCCCUUUUAGCCAAAAUAGGUGCUUUUUAUAUACAUGUGUUUUCUGAUUCUAGCUUUUGGAAAUAGCAGAGUGUACCUUUUGCUGUUUGAUUGAUGUUUGUUUUUGCUACUGCAGAUUCUUGUUAAUAAAACAGUCCAUUUGCCCUACA
Messenger RNA from Acipenser ruthenus (sterlet), 1105 nucleotides. Its product is annotated as chloride channel CLIC-like protein 1. NCBI's taxonomy places the organism in Eukaryota, Metazoa, Chordata, Actinopteri, Acipenseriformes, Acipenseridae. Gene Ontology annotation, molecular function: chloride channel activity. The record is from RefSeq and is a predicted model, not a curated record. Gene Ontology annotation, cellular component: endoplasmic reticulum; membrane. The transcript has 4 exons. Bases 171 to 941 code for a protein of 256 amino acids.